AUGUUGCGAGGCGAGAAGGUCCCUGGUGGGCGCCGGCUCAACGACUUCUUCAUUUCAGCGCUUCAGGCGCACCUGUUCAACUGGAACCUCAAGGGCCGGAUUGAGUUGGGCUUGUACAACCGGGUUUUCGCCGGAGACCGUGCCCGCCGCCACGACACUGGCGGCAUGUUUUUGGUUGGCGAUCCUGUGGCUGCUGAAUCCGAGCGGGCCGAGCGUCUGGAAAUCAGCGCCGUUCUCCCGCUGUACGGCCGCAAGGUAUCAGGCGGCCUCGAGACGGCUUCCGCCACAGAAAACGAGGUACUUCAGCGCUUCGGCUUGCGCCGUAGCGAUUUCCGCCCCCGCACCCGUGGAGACUGGCGCAUCAGCCGGGUGAAGCCAGAAGACGUUGCUCUGCGUGCCUGCCCCGACGGCUAUACCAUCGAGUUCACCCUGCCCAACGGUGCCUACGCCACCACAUUCCUCCGAGAACUGACCAAGUCUGAGACGGAUGCGGUUGUGAGUUCGGCCGAAGCCGUUUCCUCCGAGUAG
This is a messenger RNA of Geodia barretti, 528 nucleotides long. NCBI's taxonomy places the organism in Eukaryota, Metazoa, Porifera, Demospongiae, Tetractinellida, Geodiidae. The record is from the annotation of a GenBank genome assembly.